Molecule: messenger RNA, 689 nt
Organism: Phoenix dactylifera (date palm)
Lineage: Eukaryota; Viridiplantae; Streptophyta; Magnoliopsida; Arecales; Arecaceae
Source: RefSeq, a predicted model, not a curated record
GAAGCUAUAUAUGCCAAGGCUCGGUCUCUGCUUGCGAAAACCCUAGAAGAACCUUGUUUCCAAGAGCCUCGUCGGCGGCUGGGUCUCCACCCAAAUCCACCUCGCAGGAUGAAGGUUGUUGCUGCCUAUUUACUUGCUGUUCUUGGUGGAAACACUUGCCCAACUGCUGAUGAUCUGAAGGAUAUCCUAGGAUCAGUGGGGGCUGAAGCCGAUGAUGACAAAAUCGAGCUCCUCUUGUCUGAAGUCAAAGGUAAAGACAUAACUGAACUUAUUGCUUCUGGGAGGGAGAAGGUCGCAUCAGUGCCCUCCGGUGGUGGUGCCAUUGCAGUUGCAGCACCUGCUGGAGGUGGUGGUGCUGCAGCUCCUGCAGCAGAUGAGCCAAAGAAAGAAGAGAAGGUGGAAGAGAAAGAAGAAUCAGAUGAGGAUAUGGGCUUUAGUUUGUUUGACUGAGUGGUAUUAGUCUUUUUGGAACACUAAGUAGAGGUUGAUCUGCAAGAUACUAGGAUUUUUAUUACAGACUGAAUCUUUUGUCUGGAACGGCAAGGCGUCAUGCCUCUAUAUUUCGUGUAUUGUAGCAAGUCUCAAAUAGGUCUUGGUCAGCAUGCUCUCGCAUGUAUUCUGUUUGGGUGCAUUAGUUUAUGAAUCAAUUUUGAACAUCAUCCUAAUUUGUUUCAUGGUUUUAGUAUCCA